AUGCUACUGGUGGCGUUCAGCGUUGGAAGCUUGCUAGCGAGCCUGCUCACCACUUGCAUGUGCUUCUUCUCCUCGAGAAAGUCAGCGGCGCACAAGGCGGAACGCGAGGCCGCCCUCCACGUGCAGGCCGAGCGCGCGGCGGCAGCGGCCGCGCGCGGCGAGGCGCCUACCCUCCUCCAGCGGCUCAGCGGCAACAGCACCGCCUCUUCGGCCCCAGGCCUGCACCGCGACUCUCUGAGGGAGCCUCUGCUCACAUCCAUCCCCGAGCACGACUCGGAUGCCGCGCUGCCGGUGGCGGCGCUGCCGCCGCAGCAGCUGGAGGAGGUGCCGCGGUGUGUGCAAACCUUCCUGGAGCGUGCGGUGCGGGAUGACCGCCCCUGGAAACUCUUCACCCUCACCCAGCUGGGCCAGAUGAAGAUGGACCCAAAGGGGGGGGUGAUGUUUCUGGGCCAACCUGACCCACCCCUGGGGCCGCACCUGCAGCUGGCGUGCCCGCUGGAGCCCGCGUUUGUGUGGAGCGCCACCGCCAGCCUGGCGCCGUUCGUCACGCUCAGGGGCUGCGACAGCUUUGUGGACAACAGCGGCGAGUGUGCCUGGCACCUGUGGGGCUCGGUGCCCGCCGCCUCUGCGGCCGGGCGCGAGGUGGACAGAACUCUGCACCUGCGCUGGCUGGCAGAUGCGGCCUGCUUCCCGCAAGCCCUCGUGCCCAGCCGCUUCCUGCGUUGGGAGCAGGUGCCCGGGGAGAGCAACGAGGCCGAGGCGGUGCUGACGUACGGCGGCCUGACGGUGCGCGCCGUCUUCACCUUUGACCGGUUUGGGCGCGUGGUGCGCCUGCGGACGCGCGACGCCCUGCGCCGCCUGUCCAAUGGCGGGUACGAGUUGGGGGAGUGGCGGGUCGCCUACUCCGGCCACAUGCUGUUCGGGCUGACCCCGCAGGGCCCCGUCAUACAUGAGGAGAUGGCCACGAUGGCUGGCAUCCACAUCCCCACCAACAUGGAGCAGAGCUGGGUGCUGCCCGACGGCUCGCGCUGGGUGUAUGCGCGGCUCACCGUCGCCAAGAUCAAGGAGCAGUGGCGGCGCCUCUGCAAGCAGCACCACCCGGACCUACAGCCAGAGCACCUGAGGGGGCAGGCGGAGCACUACUUUAAAGAGAUCAGCAGCGCCUACCGAACCCUGGCCUCCCGCGGCUCCAACCUGGCAGCUUACGCCGAUUUCACGGCGGCGUCGGCGGCAGCAGCGCGCGGGUCGCCAUACGGCGCUGGGUUCCGCUCAGCGUGGGCGCCCGGCGGCAGCCAGGCCAAGUGGAGUAAUGGCGUUGUGGCCGCGGUGCUCUUUGUCCCUCUCGUCAUCACUGGGAUGUGGAUGGCGUUCAAGUUAGAUGAGGGGGCCAGCCAUUUCCGCCCCAACGGCCUGCUGGAGCCGCCCGUGAACCCCUUUUUGCGAGAAGACCUGCGGCCCAAGGUGUUCAGCCACCUGGCGCGGCGGCGACAGCAGCAGGAGGAGCAGGCGGCGGCGGCGGCAGCAGCGCGGGCGGCGGCAGUGGAAGGGCCGGCAGGAGCGGCGGCGGCAGCGGCGGCGGCAGGGGCGGCAGCCUCCCGCCGGUGGUGGCCGUAAGGGGAAUGGUGGUCGUUAUACCACGUGGGUACCAUCAGAGUUUGUCUGUUGAGAGCUUCUUUUGACCUUCCAAUACAUUGAUACAUAACAUUUAGACACUUUUCUUCCAUUUCAUUUGAACAUUCUGGCAAAUUGUGCAAGAUUUUGCUGG
Molecule: messenger RNA, 1765 nt
Organism: Chlorella variabilis
Lineage: Eukaryota; Viridiplantae; Chlorophyta; Trebouxiophyceae; Chlorellales; Chlorellaceae
Exons: 10
Coding region: 1-1614 (537 amino acids)
Source: RefSeq, a predicted model, not a curated record